ACCGUCUCUGCGCCGCGAGGACCCCGGGCGCCGCGACGCCCGCAGUGCUGCCCCGCGAGCAAGAGCAGAUCCACCAGCAACCGACAGCCUGCAGCGCCUGCACCUCCACACCUCGCACUGCACCACCGCCCUCCCAUCACCCCACCACCCUCGUCGCCCCGCCAGUCCGCCCUGGUCCUCCGCACUCGAGAGCCAGUACUGCCCUCCGCCCAACAUGCCUUCCGUCGAGAGCAACCCCGUCUCGCGUGCUGGCAUCGCCACUUCCUCUACCGGCGAACGUCACAUUCCCUCGUCAGUGCGCCCCGACGGCUCUGUCCGCAAAGAAAUCCGCGUGCGCCCGGGCUACCGUCCGCCCGAGGACGUCGAGCUCUACAAGAACAGGACCGCCGAAGGUUUUCGAACCCGAGCCAAGGCCGGCGUGCCAGGCGCUGAGAGCCUGAAGAAAGAGGAGGACCCCGCCAAGACUAGCAACACAGCCAACAAGAACGCUAAGCGCAGAGAAGCCCGCAAGAAGGCUGCUGCUGAGAAGGAGGACGAGAAGCCUGCCGAGUCCACCAAGCCUACCGAGUCCGCCAAGUCUGACGGGCCUGUUGAGCCUGCAAAAGUAAUUGAUCCCGAGGCCGAGAAGGAGAAAGAAGCGAAGAAGCUGGUCAAGAAGUUGCGCCAAGCCCGAGAGUUGAAGGACAAGAAAGACAAAGGCGAAGGUUUGCUGCCAGAGCAGUUUGAGAAGGUUAUCAAGAUCAACGAGCUGGUUCGGCAGUUGGAGAAACUCGGGUUCGACAACCAAGGCGAAAAGAAACCUGCUGAGACUUGACGCUUGUCGCUGUUCUCCACAUCAUCAACAACGUCUCACGUUGCACUACUGCUUUGGCCUGCGGACACCAAACAACGAAACUACCCCACAUCGUGGCGCUGUUCAGCCUCGGUCGGUCACGCAUCAUCAAACGAAUGUAGCCCGUGAACCACAAUGCGGGAAUACCAGUCAGUCCACGUUAGUUUGCACGCCUCGCUCUUGGUAUCGACAGAACACUUCGUCAUUCUCAAACAAGGAUUUUUGUCUAGC
Messenger RNA from Boeremia exigua, 1063 nucleotides. RefSeq lists its product as uncharacterized. The transcript has a single exon. Gene Ontology annotation, biological process: exon-exon junction complex disassembly. Gene Ontology annotation, molecular function: RNA binding. The coding region runs from base 215 to 814 and encodes 199 amino acids. Lineage: Eukaryota; Fungi; Ascomycota; Dothideomycetes; Pleosporales; Didymellaceae. Gene Ontology annotation, cellular component: cytoplasm; exon-exon junction complex. The record is from RefSeq and is a predicted model, not a curated record.